AUGAAGAUGAGUAAUGAGACUUUGGGAGGUGAUUUCAUACUGGUGGGCUUCUCGGACCAGCCACAGCUUGAGAAGAUUCUCUUCGUGGUUGUGCUGAUCUCCUACCUCCUGACACUGGUGGGCAACACAGCCAUCAUCUUAGUCUCCAGUCUGGAUCCCAUGCUCCAUACACCCAUGUAUUACUUUCUUACCAAUCUUUCCUUUGUUGAUCUCUGUUUUACCACCAGCAUUGUGCCCCAACUUCUGUGGAACCUCCAUGGGCCAGAUAAGACAAUUACUCCUAUAGGUUGUGCUAUUCAACUCUAUGUGUCUCUGGCACUGGGAUCCACUGAGUGCGUUCUCUUAGCUGUCAUGGCAUACGACCGCUAUGCUGCCGUGUGCCGACCACUUCAUUAUGUCACUGUUAUGCACCCACGACUUUGUCAGUCACUUGCAGGAGUGGCAUGGUUGAGUGGAGUGGGCAACACCCUGAUUCAGGGCACCAUCACCCUUCGACUGCCCCUUUGUGGGAACCGGAAGAUUUACCACUUCAUCUGUGAAGUACCUGCCAUGAUCAAGUUGGCUUGUGUAGACAUUCAUGCCAAUGAGGUCCAGCUCUUCAUGGCUUCCUUGGUACUGCUCCUCCUGCCCCUGGCCCUAAUCUUGGUCUCAUAUGGAUACAUUGCCCAAGCAGUGAUGAGGAUCAGAUCAGUCCAAGCCUGGCGUAAAGCCCUUGGGACUUGUGGGUCCCACCUGUUGGUAGUGUCUCUUUUCUAUGGGACCAUAACGGCUGUCUAUAUUCAGCCUAAUAGCUCCUAUGCCCACAGUCAGGGGAAGUUUAUAACCCUGUUGUAUACGGUAGUAACUCCCACCCUAAAUCCUCUCAUUUACACUCUGAGAAACAAAGAUGUAAAGGGAGCUUUGAAGAGGCUGGUGGGAAAAUAUUAG
Molecule: messenger RNA, 927 nt
Organism: Chrysochloris asiatica (Cape golden mole)
Lineage: Eukaryota; Metazoa; Chordata; Mammalia; Afrosoricida; Chrysochloridae
Product: olfactory receptor 2G3-like
Exons: 1
Coding region: 1-927 (308 amino acids)
Biological process (GO): G protein-coupled receptor signaling pathway
Cellular component (GO): membrane
Molecular function (GO): G protein-coupled receptor activity; olfactory receptor activity
Source: RefSeq, a predicted model, not a curated record